This is a messenger RNA of Effrenium voratum, 2544 nucleotides long. Lineage: Eukaryota; Dinophyceae; Suessiales; Symbiodiniaceae. The record is from the annotation of a GenBank genome assembly.
AUGUCAAGCCUUUGCGGCGUGGACGCUGGCCUGAAGGUCCGAGGAGUCGGCCUCAGGGAAGCCCGGCGAGUCUACCACGACGCCUUGCGGGGGACCUCGAAGUCGGAGCGGGAGGAGGCCUUCUUGGAAGCCUUCCGGGAGCUGAGGCCCUACGGGCGCAAGGGAGAUUGGCCUGGACGUGCUACGACAGGAAUUCCAAAGGCAGAGUCUGGGCGGAUAGUCACAGAGGUGGAGAGAGACCGACAAUUGCGUUGCCUGAGUUACGGAGGGAGCUUCCGACGAGUGGAUUCUGGGCGAUCGCCAGGUGCCCGUUCGAGAGAGGAGGACCUCCAGCCGGACCAGUUGAGUAGCGCAGGCACAUCAUAUAAGCACACCUUGGAUCCGAACCUGUCUGGCUCUACAGAUCUGCUGUCAUUGAUCCGGAACUCCGUGGUCGGGCUUUUGGCCAGCAUGGGGCUAGUGGUGGAAUUGACCUUUUCCAACGACUUCAGGUAUAUCUAUGCCCUGAUCUCGGCGAGCGAGGCAGUGCUUGAGGAACUGGCGAAGAAGCACGACUACCCAGUGGCGGCGGACUUGGCACAAGUUGAUCCAGAGGCGGCGGAGCCCUGCGACCGCUGCUUCGAGCCGCUGCGCCCGCGGGAUCCCGAGGCCUCCGAGCUGUUGAAGGAGCUGGGGCUGGAGGAGGGCGCCGCGCAGAGGGCCCAGGGUCCCUUGGAGGACUCGCAGCGUGAGGCCUUCUCCUGGUACUUGCGCAGCCGCCUGAAGGGCCGGUCGGCUUUGGCCGCCUUGAGAGAGGCGAAUGCUGCGUGGCCCGGGGGCAAGGAGGGGCUGCUGAAUACGUGGGACCGCCUACUUGGCCAGAGGGGCCUUGAGGUCCUGCGAGUGGACCCUGACACCCAGGGGCGUUUCCUUCGGGAGGUGGAGGUGCAGCGCUUGGAUGGCCAGAAGGUGAGCUCCCACUUCUGCAGGGAAGACCGGACCGUGCUCAUCAUGGCCGCCAUGUCGGACGCGUGCGACAUCUUCAAUCUAAUGCGUGAUGGCUAUGUGGCGGAUGUGCUGCCGUGCACUGGUGAACGAGAGGAGGACAUUCACCUGGCCUGGAGAAGGCAUAUCAGUUCUUGGCUGCUGGUUCCAGCGCUGCUGGGAAUCCUGGCGCAGGUGGCCUUUGUCUUCGCAGAAGAUUGGCAGGCUGAAGUUCUCCUGGGCUAUGUCCUAUCGGUCUCCCUGUGGUGCGGUGCUGCGCUGUCGGCUUGGACCCUCAAAGUGCGGCGCUUGCUGCUGAGCCGCGGCUGCGUCACCAGGCCCUGUGAGAAGCCAGAGUCCAGGCGUCAGUUCCAUGGCACCCUGAAGCGCUCAUUGCUCACUGGCGAGAUGGAAGAGCAGGUCAGCAGCAGCCUGGGGUACAUCGCGAGGCAAGCAUUGAGCAUCCUGCUCUGCCUGAUCCUGGCGGUGGCAUCUGUGCUAGUUGCGAUUUGCAGCGUCGACCUUCUGCCCACGCGACUGAGUGAGCUGGGCAUUCCACGGCCGUACUUCUCUCAGCCUGUGAUCGGGGUCCUGGUGGCAGCGGAGGUGCUGGUCUUGAACCGCAUCUUUCGGUGGGUCUCCCUUCCCUUGACGCGCUGGGAGAACCACAAGAGCAGAGCCGAAUUCGUCCAUGCUUACAAGUUCAAGGCUUUGAGCCUGCAAUUCAUUAAUUCGUAUGCAUCACUCUUCUACAUCGCUUUUUAUCCAGACUCGCUCAAGCCGUUUGAGGUGUCAUCCUGUGAUGUUGCUUGGUGGAAUCAGUGGGGCAAUACGUGUGAGAUGGCCCGACUCAAUCAGCAGCUCAUGGCCAUCCUCGCGAUUUUCUGCCUCAAGGCUGGCAUCCGAUGCCUGACGUUCUGGUGCGUCUCAAACAAGACCAGCCAAGCGUCGCCUGAGAGGAGCGUUGGCAUGGAGAUAGUUUCCGGCCUGGACAAGUCUAUGGCAGCGCUGAGGUUUGGUCAUCCGGAGGUGGAUUUGAACGGCCCUCCGGACGGCUGCUUCGGCCCGGCGGCCGAAACUGUGCUGGUUUUGGGCAUGCUCCUCUUCUUCGUGGCGGUUUCGCCCUGGGCGCCGCUCUUGGCCUUCCUGGCACUGGCGCCGGCGCUGGCCGCACCUUCUCGCCCAGCCCUGCCCAGUGUUGGUCUGGAUCACUUCGCUUCAGCAUCGGUCCGGGUCAUCUCCUGGGUGGCCAUGCCGGUGCUCGCGGCGUUGGUGGUGUGGCCGGCGCAGGGCAAGGGCCGUUUGCUGGCGCUGCUGGGAAUCCAGGGCGACCUCGCCGCCUGGGGCGGCUACUCUGCCUUGCUGCUCUUUGGGCGCCUGCUGCCGGGGCGACUGGCAGCCUGCACGCCAGAUGCUUCCAGGUUGAACUUGGCUGAAGCUCGCCUCCGUCUCGGGGCACAGAAAUUGAGGCGCGAGCCGGUCUUCACAGCGCGUAGCGCACGCGCUAGGCCGCUCGGGACGGACUUCCGUGUGAGGACGCCGCAGCAGUGGGAAGAGCUCGUGGCAAAGCUCACUGUGUAA